ACACAUUGCACGUGCACUUUUCAUUGCAGUCAAGAUGGCGUCGUCGGCUGGUCGAGUGCUUGUUUACGGAGGAAAAGGUGCUUUAGGGUCUGCCAUAGUGAACCAUUUUAAGUCUAACAAUUGGUGGGUAGCUUCAAUUGACUUAAUUCCGAAUGAAGACGCACACAGCAAUAUUGUCAUAACGAAGACAGACUCUUGGACGGAGCAAGAACAAGAGGUUUUGAAGGCUGUAGAAGGGAGUCUGGGUGAUGAGAAAGUGGAUGCGGUGUAUUGUGUAGCUGGUGGAUGGGCUGGUGGAAACGCAGCAUCCAGUGCUCUCGUGAAGAACUCUGACGCCAUGUGGAAACAGAGUGUCUGGUCGUCUGUCAUCGCCGCUAACAUCUCAUCCAAAUGGCUAAAAGAGAAUGGAAUCUUGGCUUUGACUGGUGCCAAAGCUGCUCUCGAAGGGACACCUGGUAUGAUGGGCUAUGGAUUGGCAAAGGCGGCUGUACACCAGCUAGUCAAGAGUUUGGCUGCAGGUGACAGUGGUAUACCAAGUGGUGCGGUCGUCACUGCAAUUCUUCCUGUAACACUCGACACACCCAUGAACAGAAAAUUCAUGUCAAAUGCCGACAUGACCAAGUGGACUCCAUUAGAAUUUGUAGCAGAUCUCUUCUAUAAGUGGGCUACGAAAGCAGAGCGACCAGAGAACGGAAGCCUGCUGCAACUCAUCACAGAUGAAAGGAAGACAAGCGUCGAGCCGGCAAGUUGACUCGUUUACUAGCCGUCAGAACGACUAACGCCAAAUGUCUCUACAAGGUUGCAUUGAACUCCAUUAAUUAGUUGCGUUAAAAAGCUAGCUGCUAGCGUCUAAAUCUUUUGUUUUACUCCAUC
Molecule: messenger RNA, 873 nt
Organism: Corticium candelabrum
Lineage: Eukaryota; Metazoa; Porifera; Homoscleromorpha; Homosclerophorida; Plakinidae
Product: dihydropteridine reductase-like
Exons: 8
Coding region: 35-751 (238 amino acids)
Biological process (GO): L-phenylalanine catabolic process; tetrahydrobiopterin biosynthetic process
Cellular component (GO): cytoplasm
Molecular function (GO): NADPH binding; NADH binding; 6,7-dihydropteridine reductase activity
Source: RefSeq, a predicted model, not a curated record